Messenger RNA from Strongylus vulgaris, 374 nucleotides. NCBI's taxonomy places the organism in Eukaryota, Metazoa, Nematoda, Chromadorea, Rhabditida, Strongylidae. The record is from the annotation of a GenBank genome assembly.
AUGCAGGAGACAUCGUUCGUUGUGACGGUCUCCCUCGCAGCCGGGGCCAUCUCCCUUAUUGGCUCACUGCUCCUCCUUCCACGGCUCUACUGGGAAAUGGUAGAUCUCAAAGAAGAGGUUUUUGGAGCAGUUGAGAGUUUUAAGGUUGAAACAGAUUCGUCGUGGAUUGAGCUGAUGACCGUACAGGUUUCUCACUCACCACCCUCAAAACCUCGCGAAAACCCUCUUGUAAGCAGGGUGAAGAGGACUGUUUCAUUUGCUGGCUUGCCCGAAUGGUGCCACUGUGAUUUGGUGCCAACAUGUCCGCCAGGACCACCAGGACCUCCAGGACCAGCGGGAGAACCUGGAAGUAAGUACAUAAAUUCUAAUUAAAA